Diaporthe amygdali is the source of this 1809-nucleotide messenger RNA. Its product is annotated as manganese lipoxygenase. Gene Ontology annotation, biological process: lipid oxidation. Bases 1 to 1809 code for a protein of 602 amino acids. The transcript is spliced from 3 exons. Lineage: Eukaryota; Fungi; Ascomycota; Sordariomycetes; Diaporthales; Diaporthaceae. Gene Ontology annotation, molecular function: metal ion binding; oxidoreductase activity, acting on single donors with incorporation of molecular oxygen, incorporation of two atoms of oxygen. The record is from RefSeq and is a predicted model, not a curated record.
AUGAUUUUCUCACAGCCAUUGGCGAGUGCGGCCGCUCUGCUAGCCGUGCAGAGCGCCUCUGGUGCCGCCGCGAUAGCAGUUGACAAGGUUAGGAGGAACGAGUCGACCAUCGUCAAGUACACGCUGCCACAGGACUCGAGUGACCCAGCCGUGCGAGCAACAGAGCUCGACACCACGCGAGCUGGAUGGUCCUACGGGCCGCCCGUGGCUGGCGGGCCGUACUAUCCCUCUGGAGAGCUCGGGGUCGCAGCAGGCGCGGCAGACCUGGCGUCCCUCCAGGCCGACCUUGCAGCAGAGCAAGCCCUUGUGACGGAAGACGCCGCAGCGGCCGCUGCUGGAGAAGCAGCGGGAAAGUACAACAACUUGACGACUGUGAAAGACUAUGAGCUGUUGUACGAUGGCGAGUGGUUGAACGCACUGCCAAAGGGCCCCGUCCCGGGCGUUCUCACAAACUACACCCAGGAGCUGCUCUUUUCGAUGGAGCGGUUGUCGACCAGCCCCUAUGCUAUCAGGAGGCUCAUCCCUGGGCGCGACGGGAUGCCCUUCUGGGUAGACGACUCGGUGACGCUCAAAGUCGCAGGCGCGCCCCUUUGGGCUCUGUUGCUAGAAGGUCGUCUCUUCUAUGCGGAUCACUCGAACCAGGCAAACCUUCCUCGGACCGACCGGUACGCCCCGGCCUGCGACGCCCUGUUUUUCAUCGACAAAACCUCAGGGAAUUUCCUCCCGUUGGCCAUCCGGACCGGCGUUGGGCAGAGUACCAUCUACACGCCCGAGGAUAGCGACGAAGACUGGCUCCUAGCAAAGAUCAUGUACAACGUCAACGACUUUUGGUUUGCUCAAUGGAACCAUCUUGCUGCCACCCAUCAGGUCCUGCAGAUCACCUGGCUUGCUGCCAUCAGGGCGUUGAGCGUGGAGCAUCCCAUCCACGCUUUGCUUGAUCGCCUAACCUUUCAGUCUUUUGCUGUACAGCCGCUUGCAUUGAGCGUCUUGUUCGAGUCUGGCGGUGCGGUGGACAGGGUUUUCGGCUUUACAGGCACCGCGGCGCAGGACUAUGCCACUCUGCUAUACAACAGUGGCAGUGGUGACUUCCAGAGUAACUACUUCAUUAAGGAUCUGGAGACAAGGGGUCUCCUCAACUCCAAGUUCGGCCCUGCGUUGAACCACUUCCCGUUUUACGAGGACGCCUCCGUAAUUUAUACGGCAACCAGGACAUUCAUGAAGUCCUUCGUGGACUCAUAUUACAAGUCCGACUCGGAUGUCAAAGCCGACACUGAGCUCCAGGCGUGGGCGAAAGAGGCCAACGGGCCGGCUGAGGCACACGACUUCCCCUCGACCAUCGCGACCAAGGACACCGUCGUCGACGUCCUCACGCACGUGGCUCACCUCGCCUCGACGGCCCACCACGCCGUCAACACCAACCAGCUGCUGUCCGUGUCGUCGACGCUGCCCUUCCACCCGCCGGCACUCUACUCGCCGGUGCCGAACACCAAGGGCGGCGACACGGACGUGGUGGCGUUCUUGCCGUCGUUCGAGCAGGUCGUCACGCAGCUCAGCUUCGCGGGGCUAUUCGCGCGGCCGUUGCUGGUGAACACGAACCGCAGCCUCACUCACAUGUUCGAUGACGCCGACAUGCUCGCCAAGAUGAACCCACAGACGACGGCGGCCGCCGCUACGUUCAAGAGCGCCAUGGAGGCGUUCAGCGACCGCGUCAGCGCGCGGGGGUUCGACGCCCAGGGGCUCAGCCAGGGCAUGCCGUUUGUGUGGCAGGGUCUUGAUCCCAGGGUGGUGCCGUACUCGGUGACCAUCUGA